AUGCUGCCGACUUGGCGACUGCGAGGCGAGGCUCGAGUCAGCGCCGCCAGAGCCAGACUCGAGGCAGACAGCUCAGCCGCCUCCGGUCGCGUCAGCGGUCAUCGAGGACGUCGUGGCUAUCAACGUUCGGCACGAACCAGCCUCUCGGUUGUCUUGGCAACGCCAGGUAGACAGUCGGCAGAGUCGGCCGGAGGCCUGUGCUCGAGUCCCUGCAGCGAGACGAUCUCGAGCCGCUCGGGUCUGCUGGUCUUCCAGCAGGGCCGGCACUUUCUCGCCUCAGGCCCUGCCGACGCCCAAAGACCUCUCGCCUCGACGACUCGUCUCGACGACGCCGCCGGGUUCGCCCGACUCGACGGCCACCGGUUGCUCUCGCGGCGACCGGGACUCGACGGCCGACCGCCUCCUCCCAUUGGCUGUCUGGACGACCCACAGGCCUUGACCACUUCGACCCGGUGCCCUUUGGCCCCGAAGCCGAGCAGUCCUCCAACCUCCUCCGCCUCCGCCGCAUUCCCCCCCUCCGCCAAACCCCCCUCCCACUUCGCCUCGUGUCACAGCCCAGACGAACCUCUCCCCCCGAAUCAGCACACCCAAAUUUGGCGCUUGGAUUUAAUCUGUCGCCCAGACGAGGCGAGCCCUCCAGAACAGGUGAGUUGCCAUGUGAUCUCUUUUUUUCGUAAGCUAGUACGUUGUCUCGACUACCGGUAA
Protopolystoma xenopodis is the source of this 705-nucleotide messenger RNA. The record is from the annotation of a GenBank genome assembly. NCBI's taxonomy places the organism in Eukaryota, Metazoa, Platyhelminthes, Monogenea, Polystomatidea, Polystomatidae.